GACCUUCAGGUCCAAAGUGCUCGAAGUGACGCUGACUUGAGGCAUAUCCUCACAUCUACCACAAACCGGUCUAUUCUCCUCAUUGAGGACAUCGACUGUGGCACAAAAGUGUCUCGUGAUCGUGCCAAGGUUCAAGAUGAUCAACAAGAAAAGGAGGAUGAGCAACCGAAUCGCAUUUCUUCUAGUGAUCCUGGGGUAACGCUGUCAGGAUUACUCAACUUCCUCGAUGGCUUAUGGUCGAGUUGUGGGAAUGAGCGGAUCAUCAUUUUCACCACAAAUCAUAAAGAGAAGUUGGAUCCAGCUCUGUUGCGCCCUGGACGAAUGGAUGUCCAUAUUCACAUGGGCUAUUGCACUCCUGUCGGGUUUAGAAAGCUUGCAGCCACAUAUCUUGGAAUCCAAGACUGUUCUUCCUUUGUUACCAUCGAAAAGCUUUUACAAAGCAUGACGGUCACUCCAGCCGAAGUAGCACAGCAGCUCAUGAAACGUGACGAGCCUGAAGCUGUACUUGAGAGUUUCAUUCAAUUCCUUGAGGCGAAAAGGAAUGAAAAUGGGGAAUCGGGAGCUCAAACUGAGAAACAGGACGGCUAAAAAUGCUGAAGAUAAACUCUUACCUUUCUUCUAAUAUGAAUGGCCUUCUCCUAUUGGCAUCCAAUAAUGUAAAAGCAAAUUUCCGCUUCAGUCUGUUUGAUUAUUGAAUUCCUGACAAUACCUUGCCUUUGGUUCAGUUGUUCCUCAAGAAUUGUAAUAAUAAUAGAAUUAUUAGAGAGCUGACACAUGUUAAAACAAGGAUGGCCUCAGUCUGGGCCCAGCCCAAACAAAAAAAAUACUUGUGUUCAAACUCCAACCAAGCUUGUGAUUCUUUAAGGGUAAGCCUGCCUGCUCAUCAUAACUGUAUUUCUUAUAUAAAAAACAAAUAAUGUAUAUAAAAGUAAAUAGGACAUUCAAAUAUAUACAAUAAUAAUAAUAAG
This is a messenger RNA of Theobroma umbraticum, 968 nucleotides long. Its product is annotated as P-loop containing nucleoside triphosphate hydrolases superfamily protein. The record is from RefSeq and is a predicted model, not a curated record. Lineage: Eukaryota; Viridiplantae; Streptophyta; Magnoliopsida; Malvales; Malvaceae. Gene Ontology annotation, molecular function: ATP binding; ATP hydrolysis activity.